Messenger RNA from Esox lucius (northern pike), 4901 nucleotides. RefSeq names its product ubiquitin-conjugating enzyme E2Z (gene ube2z). The transcript is spliced from 7 exons. Lineage: Eukaryota; Metazoa; Chordata; Actinopteri; Esociformes; Esocidae. The record is from RefSeq and is a predicted model, not a curated record. Gene Ontology annotation, cellular component: nucleus. The coding region runs from base 344 to 1549 and encodes 401 amino acids. Gene Ontology annotation, molecular function: ubiquitin conjugating enzyme activity; cysteine-type endopeptidase inhibitor activity. Gene Ontology annotation, biological process: negative regulation of apoptotic process.
UGGUUUUAAGGAACAGAGAAGAUAAGCAUUGAUAAACAGGCUGAAACCGCAAGCUGUGUCGGUGUGGUGAGUGCUAAAACUUAUAUCUAUUUGGACAUUGAACUAACAGUGUGUAGUCUUCACAACAUCGUUAAACGCGGUCAGCUAGCUACUUUUGGAAACGACAAGAAAACCAUACAAUGCCUUGGGAGAUUGUUUUUUCCUUUUCGACUUCGGCUCUUCUUGCUUCUCUUCCUUAUUUACCAACUGCGUGAGGACUCAAACAAGAAACUACGGCAUCGACAACUGUCACUAACCGUAGCUAGAUAGCUAGCUAUAACCUGAAUACUAGAGUUAAUUGACAAUGGCGGAUAGCGUAGGAGAAGGAGCUAAUGGUGUAAUUGGCUUAGGUGUUGGUAGCCAGGGCAAUGGAGCACCGUUGUUACCGAAUUUGGGUAAUUCUCUACCGGGGCACUCGACGAGUAACCCGGCCUCACCGCCUCCUGCAGCGGCCGCGGAGACUGGCCUAGCCGUCAUGGCCCCUGGGGCCACAAACACGGCCACCUCCACUGUGGGUGUUGGGAGCGGAUUUGUAAGUGGAGGUGUUCUAAGCACGCAAGUGCCAAUGGGCUCUACUUUACCAAUACUCCACAACUCGGCCAUCAAUGCUCUUCCAGGCGGUAUUGGUUUGGGGGUCGCGGGGGUGGCCGGAGCGGGCCUCCUGUCCCAGAUUCACGCUACGUCCUGGGACCCAACAUUAAGCACUGACUGGGACAACGAAAAGGCGUCUCAACAAUGUAUUCUCCGAAUCAAAAGAGAUAUCAUGUCUAUCUAUAAGGAACCUCCACCGGGCAUGUUUGUGGUUCCAGACCCUCACGACAUGACUAAGAUUCACGCUCUGAUCACAGGGCCUUUCGACACACCGUACGAGGGGGGCUUCUUCCUGUUCCUGUUCCGUUGCCCCCCGGACUACCCCAUCCACCCUCCAAGGGUCAAGCUCAUCACCACCGGCCACAACACUGUGCGCUUCAACCCAAACUUCUACCGCAACGGCAAAGUGUGUCUCAGUAUCCUCGGGACCUGGACUGGACCAGCGUGGAGCCCGGCCCAGAGCAUCUCCUCGGUUCUGAUCUCCAUUCAGUCACUGAUGACGGAGAACCCGUACCACAACGAGCCGGGCUUUGAACAGGAGAGACACCCCGGGGACAGCAAGAACUACAACGAGUGCAUCCGCCAUGAGACCAUCCGUGUGGCCGUGUGUGACAUGCUGGAUGGGAAAGUGGCCUGUCCUGAAGCCCUGUGGAGCGUAAUGGAGAAAUCAUUCCUGGAGUACUAUGACUUCUACGAAGGGGUCUGCAAAGAGAGACUCUACCAGCAGGGACAGAACAUGCAGGACCCGUUUGGGGAGAAGAGGGGGCGCUUCGACUACCAGGGCCUACUGGCACGCCUGGGGGCAAUUCAGAGGCGGAUACGAGAGAAGUGCCCGCCUGAGGACAACGAUGCCGACUCGGACUCUGACAGCAGCUCCUCGGGCACCGAUCCGGACAGCCAGGGCAGCGCCCAGCCUUAGGCAGCUGGUGGUGCCAGAAUGCCACCAUUAUUUCUGUGUCCUUUCAGAAAAUGCCAGAUGUUGGGGAGGGGAAAGGCCUGAUUUUGGGAAGCACUUAUAAUGCCAAGGCAUGGGAUAGAGCCUGUCUGUUUGGAUUAGUUAUUUUCUUUCCCUUCCAAUGACUGCCUUUUGAUAUAUAUUUUUUUCCAACUGAUACCGGUAAUCCAUGUGUUAACUUGGAUGGAGCUGGGAGUGUUUGGAAGCAGUUUGAAAUCCAUUUCUGACAACCUCUGCCUUUUGUUACCGUCUUUGUUUCCUUGGCCGUAUUGGAUUAAGUAGAGCUGACAUCUUAGACCAACCAUGCCAUUCACACACCGUCAAUACAAUCAUAAAAAUCCACUAAAUCGUAUCACUGAACUUUUACUGAUUUAUACAUACCUACUGCGCGUGUGCUCAAACACAAACUUUGCUGGCUAAAGGGUCCCUUUUUUAUAAAGGCUCAGUCUGAACAAGAUUACAGUUCUUAAUACAAUGAAGAAAACUCAUAAUUACCUGAAUUUAUUAUAAAUACCUAAAUACUAGUUUAGAUUAUGUCCAGUUGUGGUCAAAUAUUGGUUGCCUUACAAUUGACCGAUUUCUCCAUUCUGGCUAGUUUUGUGCUUAAGGCUGCAAGUCAUGACAAUUCAGAUAAAUUACGCAAAAUAAUAUCUUUACCAAACAAAUUAAUUGGAACCUGCAGUGAUUUAUUUCUGGAAUUGUUUAACUUUGAAGUGGAAAAUUUUUAUUCUGAUUGUUUGCAAAUGUCUAUCAAACCAAGCGAUUUAUUAUAUUGGCACUGUUGCACACCUCUGUACUUAUUGUAAGAAGUCCUGAGGUGUGCAAGAGUGCCGACAUUUUGCUGCUACUCUACAUACACAGACAAAUAACUAAAAGGCGACCAGAUUAAAUCCCCAGGAGAUAAAUUAGGGAAAUAAUUGUUUGGUCAUUGAGUAUGGCAGUUAUUCCUUAUUUGCUCAUCUCGAUAAUUGACACACAUGUUAGUUAUUGUAUUAUCAUCUAUCAAAAAUGUAUUUCUUGAGUGACACCUGAAGCAUUCUUUUAAAGAGUUUUUUUUCUGAAAGAAAAUUCUGUCUGAUGUUUGACGUCCGUAAUGAUCAGUGAGCUGUAUUGUUGUAGAUUCAACCCUCAUGCUUUUCCCCACUGAUACUAGUAUAAGAUUCUAAUCGCCAUUCACAACGUUAUUUUGUGGUGAUUAUAGAAAGCUGGAGCAGUGAAUGUGUCCCGUUCCACCGACGCCAGGUCGUCAUUGUGUUUUAUUAGGAGCAGUUCCCCAACUGCCUCCAGACUGUUUUGGCAACAUCAGCCCAUCCCCAACUGUGACACUGUUUCACCUGGCUUCAGUUUGUUGAAAGCAUUAUUUAUUUUUUUAGGAUUGUUACAAAACCACCUGAUAUUUUGAACUGUCACUGACUUCAAUGCUCAGAGUAUAUUUCAUUUAUGUUUCUUUGGAAACAAAGGUAUCAUCUGCAAUGGAUUUCUUUUGAUGGUUUCGUACAAUGAUUUCUUGUGCUAGUUUGUACAUUGGGUGCCAAAUCUCCUACCUUGGCUUACAUCAAUGUCCAGUGGGUCUCACAGGCUGAAACAUAAGAAACAAGUUAUAUUUACACCUAAGGUGGCAUUCAGAAUGACAUGUGGAUGUCAAUUGAUCAAAGGGGGUCGUCUUGGAAAAACCUCUUUGUGAUCCAUUAGAACAGAGGUCUUGUCCGUUCUCUCAGGGGACGAUCUCUUUUUCCAAAUGAAUAUGGACUUUUGGUGUCCCUUCUUGUCAACCCGGUGAGCCUGAUGAAAUGCUCAAGCACUACAGCUUUCACAAUUGUCCCUCUGCAAAGUGGCUCAAAGCGUCCUGCUUAAAGCAGCUUACUUCUAUGGGGGUCUUCCAUAGAGGCACUCAAGUCUUUCUGAUUGUAUCGACACUGCUUAAAAAUACUGCGUGCCAGACACCUUUACGUCACCAGGGAGUCCUUUAGUCCUGUCUUGCAAUGGCGUGUUGAGAACCAACAGAGAAUUAUAUCUGUGACUCCUGCCUUCGUUCCUUAAGGUUUUUGAAAUCUGCCCACUCAGGAUGUAGCACUGGCUUUGUAACAGCAUUUCUGGACCACAAACAUGUCUGCCCUGUCAUGGUAAUCAGGCCAAUUCCAGAACGGCACCAGAACCAGAGUGGACCACCAACAUACAUCUACCCUGUCAUAGUUAUCAGGCCAAUUCCAGAAUGGCACCAGUACCAGAGUGGACCACACCCUUAUGUGUUUCCAUUCCUGGAAAUGUUCUUCUAUGCAUUUCUUCUCUGCCCUUUCAGUCGAUAUAGACUGGGACUUCCUUGCACAGGAAAUAUCGCAUUUAAUAGGACUUUCUUGCCUGAGAAAUAAAAAUGGAUUUUAUAACUCUAGUGUUUGAAAUCAACCUGCUAAUGUUCUGUUUGAAGACAUUUUUCUUUUCAUCUAUGAAUCUCCUUCAAAUGGAAUGUUCAAAGCAGAUGUUCUUCUGACCAGCUCUACUGGAAAGGAGUGGGUGAGCUGUGACACGCCUGUAAAAUGACCAGUCUGUCUGAGGCCUUGUUCUGGUUUGGUGUGAAUCCUGUCACAUUCUGACAUGAUCUUCCCAGCGACUCUUUUACCCCAGCUCAGUGUAUUGGUGAAUCGCUUUCCGUAUGGCGUCUUCAGUUCAUUAUGGUAUGAUUUUGUAUAUAGGCUUCUCCAGGAAGCGAAGUAGAGAUGUCCACAGCAAGGUGAUGGCAAGGCCAAAAUAUAUAUGUUAAUCUGUAAGCCAUUUCAAUCAAAUGAACCAUAUUCAUAUUGCGCAACAAUGAGUUAGAUAUCUAGUAGUACAUUUCGACCAUAGAAAUAGGAUAUAUUGAAUGCUUAGUAACUUCCUGUGAUCUCUGUGAUCCUGACCUUCAGCCUCCUUUAUGUUUCUUGAAAUGGACAGCUACGGUACACUGCAGCCAGUUCCCCAAGAUUGACCCUGGCACUUUGAAUGGUGCAGAGAAACUGCUAGCGGACUGCGAUCGACGGGGCCCCUAAAGCUAGUUGUCACAUUGAACAGCUGCUACACCACAGUAGAAUUCCCACAGGUGCUCGUGGUAUUCUUAAUGGCCGUUCACCCUGUCAGUUGGAAGUGAGUGAUUUACAUGUUUGAGUUGACAGAAGAUGUGGGACCCAGUUUAGGCCUUGACUUGAUGUUUCAGGCCAAGGCAUUAGCCCCAAGACUUUGACUGCCAACUUUAUGCAAGACUUUUCAUCUGACUUCAUGUCUGUUUUCAUUUUAUUGUAGGCCUAUAUGUAAAAAUUAAAUAAAAAUAUAGACUAAUAAAAUA